Messenger RNA from Trametes versicolor FP-101664 SS1, 1431 nucleotides. RefSeq lists its product as uncharacterized. The transcript is spliced from 12 exons. The coding region runs from base 1 to 1320 and encodes 439 amino acids. The record is from RefSeq and is a predicted model, not a curated record. NCBI's taxonomy places the organism in Eukaryota, Fungi, Basidiomycota, Agaricomycetes, Polyporales, Polyporaceae.
AUGUCUAGCAUCUCUACGAAGAAGAGUACUAUCCAAAUCAUUGGCGGGAAACUCGGUACACCGUGUAGCAUCACGCUUGCCUUCAUGCCGAAAGAUGGCAACUUAAAGGUAGACUUCAAGACCGUCUUUCCCCUUGCGUGGAAGGUUAUCAAGAAUCUCAGAGAUGGAGACGAGUUCAAAUUUGACUGGACCAACGUCUUCGCAGCCUCCCGUCUGGUCAUUAACCACUGUGAUGACACAGUCAAGACUUGCGAGGUUUCCAAGCCUAUCGCUGUUCGUGAAACUACCGCCCUGCGCUUGGGCGGUGACGAGAAGUACUGGUUCACGGAUCCGAUCCCCUAUCCGUAUGAUUGGGCCCGGGUCAUGAACAGGACCGACAGAAAGGUGGACAUCGGCGCUGGUUUCCUCGUUGAUGAGGCCAUGAAUACGGUCCUCCUCCAGCUUGGCGUGGCCGACCGGAGCUCCGCCAACGUGGACUACGUUCCCACGCUCAAGAUUUGGGCCGACCUCGACUUCGCCGAGUCGGAGCUGCUCGAAAGACGUGUGAACGAUGUCCAGCCCAUCUGGGAGGGCACCCUCACGGACUUCGAUGGUCGUAUCCCCGUCAUAGUCAAGCGCAAGAACGGCCGGAUUAUCGCGGACGGCCCAUCGCUUUCCAUCACCGGCAACACAAACAGUUCCCUUCUGAAGCAGCUCAGCGCCAACUUCCACCAGCCUACCACCUACUCGGUUGAUCUCGCCUUCGCUAGCUCAGCCCUGGUCACGGAGGGCGUGCGGAGCAUCGUGAACUCGCUGCCCCCUAUGAAGUAUGUUGUGAAGACCAUCCAGAAGGGCUGCGGCUAUGAGGCACGCAUCGAGCUGACCCUCCAAGCGACCGUCAGCUGCAGCACGGCUGAGCAGGACAUGAUCGCCGCCAUCAAUGCCAGCCCGACCAUCUACGGCAAGGCUUUCAUCAAGAGCCACGGCGGCGUGACACUCAUCUCUGUCAACGACGGCAUGGAGACCUGGCUCGAGGUCAACCCAGCCAGCCACCACUGGUUCGAUUUUGGCAGCGAGGAAGAUGGCAAUGCUGCGUUCAACGGCACCAACGCGGAGAGCUUCGCCAAGGCUAAUGCCGCCGAGGUCAACAGAAGCAGCGCGAACGGUGCUCUCGAGCUCGUCGAAGUCAAGGCCGUUAUGCGCGAGGGUAGCACGGUCCCCUCCGACGAAGACGAGAACGUCAACAAGAGCGACGUCACUGCCGCCCUCCCGGAUGAGACCAAGUUUCGCUCCAUCCGUCGCAACGGCGGAGGCCGUCGUGCCCUCGAACUCGCUGCUUGAAGGGCUCGGUCUAGUUGGGUCCACAGAGCCGUGCAGAUACGAUCGAUUGAGUCUUUUCGGUAUCCCAUAAACCAGUGUCGAAAACAUAUAUGCCACCGUGUUUCAAGUUCC